Molecule: messenger RNA, 1512 nt
Organism: Pelodiscus sinensis (Chinese soft-shelled turtle)
Lineage: Eukaryota; Metazoa; Chordata; Testudines; Trionychidae
Source: RefSeq, a predicted model, not a curated record
GGCAGCAGAGCUCUGGGGCUGCCCCGCAGCGCGUCCGCACAGUGCUCGGGCCUGACACGUGUCUCCAUCGUAACUCAGGGGCCUCCUCCCUCCUGCCCACAGUCUCCUUACCAGCAGCUGGGCCAGCGCAUGCAGGGCCUCACUGGUGACAAGGGGGUGUUGAAGGAGGUGAUCCGAGCUGGCACGGGAGAAAUGGUGCCCCAGGAUGCGUCUGUAGUAGUGAAAUAUUCUGGGUACUUGGAAUACAUGGAUAAGCCCUUUGACACAAACAGCUAUAGGAGGAAUCCCAGGCUGCUGAAACUUGGAGAAGACAUUACACUGCUGGGCAUGGAGGUGGGCCUGCUGACCAUGAAGAAGGGAGAGCUGGCAAGGUUUCUCUUCAUGCCAAGUUAUGCCUAUGGAGCAUUGGGUUGUCCUCCUCUGAUUCCCCCUAAUGCCACCGUCUUGUUUGAGAUAGAGCUGCUGGACUUUCUAGACUCGUCUGAAUCUGACAGAUUCUUUGCUUUGACUACUGAGCAGCAGGGUACAUUCCCACUUCAGAAGGUGUUGAAGGUGGCAAACACAGAGAGGGAAUUUGGCAAUUACCUCUUCCGCCAGAAGCGCUUCAUGGAUGCCAAAGAUAGAUACAAGCGGGCUUCCUUGAUCCUGUGUCGCAGGGCUUCCUGUGGGGAUGAGCAAUGCCAGAUUGACGCUGCCAAACUGCUGGUGUUUCUCAAUCUAUCGUUUACUUACCUGAAGCUGGAGCGUCCUGUCCGAUCUCUGACAUACGGCGAAAAGGCACUGGAGAUUGACAAGAGAAAUGCCAAAGCACUAUUCAGGUGUGGCCAGGCUUGUCUCUCUCUGACAGAGUACGAAAAAGCUCGGGAUUUCCUUGUCAGAGCUCAAAAGGAACAGCCCUUUAACCAUGAUAUUAACAAUGAGCUGAAAAAGUUGGCCAGCUGUUACAGGGACUAUAUGGAUAAAGAGAAGGAAAUGUGCUGCCGAAUGUUUGCUCCUGUUAGCUCUUCUCCUGUGGGACCAGAACUAAAGGAUCCUCUGCAGAUGAAAGGAAUGGUUCCAUAACAGGAAGGAAGCCGACCUCUAUCCCAUGUGCUUUGGGAAGAAAGUUGAAGGACCGUUGUUUCAUUUGGAGAGCUCAGAAUUGAGGAGCCUGCAAGCCUGUUCUCAGUUAUAUACAUGCAGCCUAUUUUUCCAGAUGUUCAUUCCUGUUUGUGAAAGCCUAAGGAUCAAUGUUUGAAAAUGAGAUUAAGCUCUGCUGUAGAAAAGGAGAGAUUGCCCUGGGCUUCAAUCUCUCUAAUUAAGGGAGUCUUUGAUUAGUCACAGAAACAGUUACUUUAUUUUGAAGCAAAUUUUUCCUCUGUCUUCUCCUUCCUCUUCCUAGUUUUGGGCUGCUCCGAGGAAAUAUGUAAAUCAAAGUCGGAUGCCAUAGAAUUUGUAUUUACAGAUAGUUCUUAGAAACAUUGUUUAAAAUCGUGUUUAGUUUUGAAGAUAUAAACAAAUCUGUGGGAAAUA